This is a messenger RNA of Cucurbita maxima (winter squash), 2235 nucleotides long. Its product is annotated as T-complex protein 1 subunit beta-like. Gene Ontology annotation, cellular component: cytosol; chaperonin-containing T-complex. The record is from RefSeq and is a predicted model, not a curated record. The coding region runs from base 271 to 1854 and encodes 527 amino acids. Gene Ontology annotation, biological process: protein folding. Lineage: Eukaryota; Viridiplantae; Streptophyta; Magnoliopsida; Cucurbitales; Cucurbitaceae. The transcript is spliced from 13 exons. Gene Ontology annotation, molecular function: ATP-dependent protein folding chaperone; ATP binding; ATP hydrolysis activity.
CAAUAAAAAGCCCUAGUCCUGUCCAGUGACCUUCCCCCACCUCUUCACUGUCCUCCAUUUUUCUCCCUUCCAGGCCACCGUAGCGAACCAUAAGCAUCUUCACCGGCCCACCCGACUCAUUCUUCUCCAUCUCUGCUGCAACUGCGACGGCGCCGCCCCUGUAUUCUAUCGCAAGCAUUCUUUCGUCGAGGUCCACACUUGAAUCACUCGUUGUUUGUUGAGUUUUCUCCUAACAAUUUUAUCCGCUAGGUCUCAGUUUUCAUCAUUUCCAUGGCGGUCGAUAAACUUCUGAAAGAUGAAGCGAGCGAAGAGAAGGGAGAGCGUGCUAGAAUGGCAUCAUUCAUUGGCGCUAUGGCGAUUGCUGAUUUGGUUAAGACAACAUUAGGACCAAAGGGGAUGGAUAAAAUUCUCCAAUCUACUGGCAGAGGACGGCAAGUCACUGUCACCAAUGAUGGUGCCACCAUUUUAAAAUCCCUCCACAUCGAUAACCCGGCUGCCAAAGUUCUUGUCGAUAUUUCAAAAGUUCAAGAUGAUGAAGUGGGUGACGGCACAACCUCAGUUGUUGUUUUGGCUGGAGAACUUUUAAAGGAAGCAGAAAAGUUGGUUGCUUCAAAGAUUCACCCAAUGACAAUUAUAGAAGGUUACAGAAUGGCUGCAGAAUGUGCUCGUAAUGCUUUACUAGGGAAAGUGGUGGAUAAUAAAGCAGAUUUAGCGAAAUUUAAAUCAGACUUGUUGAAGAUUGCAAUGACUACUCUUUGUUCCAAAAUUCUAUCACAAGACAAAGAGCAUUUUGCUCAAUUGGCAGUAGAUGCUGUAAUGAGGCUAAAGGGGAGCACAAACUUAGAGUCGAUUCAAAUUAUCAAGAAACCUGGAGGAUCAUUGAAGGAUUCCUUUUUAGAUGAAGGGUUUAUUCUUGACAAGAAAAUUGGUAUUGGCCAACCGAAACGCAUAGAGAAUGCCAAAAUUUUAGUGGCAAAUACUGCUAUGGACACUGACAAAGUUAAGAUUUAUGGUGCCCGAGUUCGUGUUGAUUCAAUGUCAAGAGUUGCUGAGAUCGAGGGUGCUGAAAAGGAAAAAAUGCGAGAGAAGGUAAAGAAGAUAAUUGGUCAUGGAAUCAACUGCUUUGUUAAUAGGCAGUUGAUCUACAAUUUCCCAGAGGAACUAUUUGCAGAUGCUGGAAUACUCGCCAUUGAGCAUGCUGAUUUUGAUGGCAUAGAGCGUCUGGCUUUAGUAACUGGUGGUGAAAUUGCUUCAACUUUUGACAAUCCCGAAUCUGUGAAACUUGGACAUUGCAAGUUGAUUGAGGAGAUUAUGAUUGGCGAGGACAAACUGAUCCAUUUUUCAGGUGUGGGAAUGGGUCAGGCUUGUACAAUUGUGCUGAGGGGUGCAAGCCAUCACGUCCUUGAUGAGGCUGAAAGGUCUCUGCACGAUGCCUUGUGUGUAUUGUCUCAGACAGUCAAUGACAGCAGGGUCCUUCUUGGAGGCGGAUGGCCCGAGAUGAUUAUGUCAAAGAAAGUGGAUGAGUUAGCUAGGAAGACCCCUGGGAAGAAAUCGCAUGCUAUUGAAGCGUUUUCACGGGCUUUACAGGCUAUUCCAACAAUCAUUGCUGAUAAUGCUGGGUUGGAUAGUGCCGACUUGGUUGCACAGCUCCGGGCUGAGCAUCACAAGGAAGAUUGCAAUGCAGGGAUCGAUGUCAUAUCUGGAUCAGUUGGAGAUAUGGCAGAACUUGGCAUUUCAGAAUCAUUCAAAGUCAAGCAAGCCAUAUUGCUUUCUGCAACAGAGGCAGCUGAGAUGAUUCUUAGAGUUGAUGAAAUCAUCACCUGUGCCCCUCGGAGGAGAGAAGAUAGAAUGUAAAACAGUGUAUGGUUGUGGGUGGCAAUGACAUCUUCUGGGGAGGUUUCAUUUUCUUGCAAGAAUUUUGGGUUUUGCGUUUACGAGUUUUUCGAUCAGUCGGUGUAUUUCCAUUCAUUCAUCAGCUGAUAAGAGGGGAUACUGCAAAGUUCAGUUCAUGAGACUGCGGCGGAGUGGAGCACUCUGCCACAAAAUGAAUUGCCUUACCUUUGUUGGAUCUUGUUGGUGCCACCCGAACGUGUUAUAUUUUGGGUUUGGCUCACUUAUCUUUGAGUUCUUACCUCUCUAUGUUCUUCGUCGAUGCAUGAUGCAUGUUUAUGCUGGUGUUCAAGAAUUAUCUCGGAUUCUGAAUUUUUUUUGAAAAAAAGGGUAAAAAGGUGCAGC